Molecule: messenger RNA, 303 nt
Organism: Protopolystoma xenopodis
Lineage: Eukaryota; Metazoa; Platyhelminthes; Monogenea; Polystomatidea; Polystomatidae
Source: the annotation of a GenBank genome assembly
GUCUUGUUCGCGAUUCCUCAUUUCCGUGUCCACUUGGCCAACCGUCUUCCAUACUACAUUGAUCAGGCCUUGGUCGGGCUCACAGCCUACCCACCCAAUCUGCCUGUUUGUCAGUUUCUACUGCAAUUAGCCAAACUUGGUCAUGCACUUACCUCCGGACUUCACUCGUGGCGCCCACUUACUGCUGAGGAAAUUGAGGCGGCCGAAAAGGUUGACGGUGCCUCCGUGCCUAGAAAUCCAGGUUGGCUUCUAUUAAUUUGGAUAAUUGAUUUAGAAAUACUAUUUUGUAGCAAUCCUUACUAA